Messenger RNA from Cariama cristata (Red-legged seriema), 936 nucleotides. It is a transcript of the gene YJU2, whose product is annotated as coiled-coil domain containing 94. The record is from RefSeq and is a predicted model, not a curated record. Gene Ontology annotation, cellular component: U2-type catalytic step 1 spliceosome. Gene Ontology annotation, biological process: mRNA splicing, via spliceosome. The annotation marks the transcript as partial. NCBI's taxonomy places the organism in Eukaryota, Metazoa, Chordata, Aves, Cariamiformes, Cariamidae. The transcript is spliced from 7 exons.
AAAUACUACCCGCCGGACUUUGAUCCUGCUAAGAUCCCAAAGCUCAAACUCCCAAAGGACCGACAGUAUGUGGUGCGGCUCAUGGCCCCCUUCAACAUGCGGUGCAAGACAUGUGGUGAAUACAUCUAUAAGGGGAAGAAGUUUAAUGCCCGUAAGGAGACUGUUCAGAAUGAGGUGUACCUGGGGCUUCCCAUCUUCCGCUUCUACAUCAAGUGCACGCGUUGCCUGGCAGAAAUCACUUUCAAGACAGAUCCUGAGAACACAGACUACACCAUGGAGCAUGGCGCCACUCGCAACUUCCAAGCUGAGAAGCUCUUGGAGGAAGAGGAGAAAAGAAUGCAGAAGGAGAGGGAAGAGGAAGAGCUCAACAAUCCCAUGAAGGUCCUGGAGAACCGAACCAAGGACUCCAAGCUGGAGAUGGAGGUUCUGGAGAACCUGCAGGAGCUGAAGGAACUCAACCAGCGCCAGGCAAAUGUGGACUUUGAGGCCAUGCUGAAGCAGUACAAGGAGUACGAGGAGGAGCAGAAGCGGAAGGAGCAAGAGGAGGAUGAGCAAGAGAUGAAAGCUAUGCUGGAGCAGGCCCAGAACCGACGGCUGCUGGUAGACUCCGACUCUGACGAAGAGCCUGCAAAAUCACGUACGAAGCCUGUGGCGAAAAUGAAACCUACGGACAUCUUGCAGGAAGACCCUCAGCCCCAGAGUAAGAAGUUGAAGGCUGAGAGCUGGGAGCGGAGUGUGGGCAAAUUGAACACGAAACCGCAGCUGGCCGGCCUGGUCACAGUGAGGAAGCAGAAACCAGGUUCUGCCCUGGCUAAUGGGACAGAGAACCAAGGCACCACGACCAACACCGGCUCGUUUCCCACAGCAACGGGCACGACGUCCUCCCUCGGCUUGUUGGGGGCGUAUUCGGACAGCGAGGACAGCAGCAGUGACUGA